Molecule: messenger RNA, 275 nt
Organism: Racocetra persica
Lineage: Eukaryota; Fungi; Glomeromycota; Glomeromycetes; Diversisporales; Gigasporaceae
Source: the annotation of a GenBank genome assembly
UUGCAGGAGACUUAACUAGUAUUGCACCAUUAAUUGCAGAGAUUCCAAAUUAUAGUGGACAAAUUCCACCAGAUGAAUGUAGUGGUAUAUCUCGAGCUGAACUAGAUAGUAUGAUAAAAUCACAAUUAGCUUUUGUAUCAACUACUUCUAUUCAGUCUUCACAGCUCCAGAAAACACAAGCUUUACAGUCUCAGCAAAAGAAAUCCAAUUUUAGUGACUACCUUAGAGUACUAGAUAAUAUAUGCCAAAAAGACCACCAUAUGGGUAUAGCGUAA